AUGAUAUUCUUAUAUAACUUUAGUUAAGCUGAAACUUCAAAGCAAAAUUAUUAACAUUUAUACUUUUUAUCUAUUUGUUUCAAUUUUUUUAUUUAAGUGUAUCAAUUUUUAAAAUUCUUAUUUUUUCUAAAAAAUAUUUUUCGUACCCAAUCUCUAACUAAAUAUUUAUUCUUCAUUUUCUUUAUUAAAAAUAUAUAAUAAAAUCCUUUUUAAUACAUUAGAUUAGAUAAAUCAAUCAAUCAAUCAAUCAAUCAUAUUGUUAAUUAAAAUAUAAGAAAAAUAGUCAAUUACUUUAAAAUAGAUGGCGAAAUAAAAAAUAUAUCAACCAAAAGCUCUUUGUUGAUUAAUCAAAAAGAUUAUAUUGAAAACAUUUUAGCAGAUCAAUCAUCUCAAGUACUACUUAUUUCGAAUUUAGAAGAUAGGUGCAUAUAUGCGAUUAAGGGAAAUUAAGCUUAAAUAAAUGAUGAUUGUGCUUUUGCAAUAAAUAUGGACUAAUAUCAACUUUAAAAAUCAUUUUUGGAGUUAUUGUUUUUACCCUUUUACAGAAAAGUAAAAAAAAAAUAAAUAACACUUACUUUAGCUAAAGAUUUAGCAAAAAUUUAGAAUGCGAAUUGA
Messenger RNA from Tetrahymena thermophila SB210, 615 nucleotides. RefSeq names its product transmembrane protein, putative. The transcript has 2 exons. Lineage: Eukaryota; Ciliophora; Oligohymenophorea; Hymenostomatida; Tetrahymenidae. The record is from RefSeq and is a predicted model, not a curated record.